This is a messenger RNA of Penicillium egyptiacum, 1821 nucleotides long. The record is from the annotation of a GenBank genome assembly. Lineage: Eukaryota; Fungi; Ascomycota; Eurotiomycetes; Eurotiales; Aspergillaceae.
AUGAAAUUAAUCACUGCCCUUGUUGGCCUCAUCGCCGCUGAAGGGGUUAUUGCCCUCAAUCUCCAGUCCAACCUGCAAUCAUCCCUUCAAUCCAUACUAAAAUAUAGCGAAGCACAAUCACGCAAACCAAAUAUCCUCUUCGUGAUAACUGACGAUCAAGACCUCCAACUCGACUCCAUAUCCUACACCCCCCUAAUUUCAAAACACAUCCGCGACCAGGGCACUUUUUUCCGCAACCACUUCGUUACAACAGCCCUAUGCUGUCCAUCACGCGUGAGUCUAUGGACCGGUCGCCAGGCACACAACACAAAUGUAACCGAUGUCCACCCGCCCUACGGUGGAUAUCCCAAAUUUGUCGACCGCGGCUUCAACGAUGAUUUUCUCCCGCUUUGGCUGCAAGGGGCGGGCUAUGAUACAUAUUACACGGGCAAAAUGUUCAACGCGCAUACUGUGGAUAACUACCACAGCCCGCACAUCAAUGGAUUUAAUGCAUCUGAUUUUCUUCUCGAUCCUUAUACUUAUUCUUACCUGAAUUCGACUUACCAGCGAAAUCAUGAACCACCUGUCAGCCACGAAGGUGAACAUACCAUCGACGUGAUCACCGGAAAAGCACUGGGUUUCCUUGAUGAUGCUUUAGCUGGUGUGAGGCCCUUCUUCCUGGCUGUGUCGCCCGUCGCGCCACACUCGAAUGUCGAUCCGAGCGAUAUCACAUCGGAGAACUUUUACAUGUCCGCGCCCAUCCCCCUCGAACGACACAAAAAUUUGUUCAAGGAUGUGAGGAUACCCCGCACGGCGAAUUUCAAUCCAGACCAGCCAAGUGGAGUCAGCUGGGUUCAGGAUCUACCCCUGCAGAACAAAUCAGUUGUCGACUAUAACGAUCACUUUUAUCGCUCGCGUCUGCGCGCCUUGCAGGGUGUUGAUGAAUUGGUUGAUGUGCUUGUCACCCGGCUGGAGGAGAGUGGCCAGUUGGACAAUACUUACAUUAUCUAUACCUCGGAUAAUGGGUUCCAUAUUGGCCAACAUAGACUGCCGCCCGGGAAGACCUGCGGGUUUGAGGAGGAUAUUCGCGUUCCCUUGUUCAUUCGUGGACCUGGCGUUGCCAAGGGAUAUGUGCAGGACGCGGUGACUACGCAUGUGGACUUAGCGCCGACUUUGUUCCAUCUUGCGGGUAUUGCGGCGAGGGAUGAUUUCGAUGGUACGGCCAUUCCUGUGACACCGGAGUUUGAGGGGGAGCGCCAUGAACAUGUUACGGUGGAGUAUUGGGGUUCUUCUGUUGCGGAAGGUGUUUAUAGCGGCAUUGGCCCCGGAGGCUCAACCAGGAUCCCAAACAACACCUACAAAUCAGUCCGCUUACUCGGAGAAGGCUACGAUCUGUAUUACUCGGUCUGGUGCAACAACGAACACGAACUGUAUGAUCUGUCAGUGAGUAAAUUGUACCUUGGUUCUUCAUCACAACGACUUACCUUGCAGACCGAUCCGUACCAGCUGAAUAAUCUGUACCCGACCACCUCCCAGGCGAAUAUUACUGAGACUCGCAUUCUGGGUCGCAGCUUAAACCAGGCUAUCAAUCGACUUGACGCUCUUUUGAUGGUCCUCAAGUCUUGCCAGGGUGCGACUUGCAUCCAGCCUUGGGAUGUCCUCCAACCGGUAGACCCAGUUAGUACUCUCCAACAUGCCUUGAAUAAGAAGUAUGACGGGUUCUAUGCCGCACAGCCUCAGGUCUCAUUUGACUGGUGUGAUGCGGGAUACAUCGUGGAAGCCGAGGGUGUGCAGGUGCCGUUGACUAGUCGACACGGCGUGUCCUGGGAUGUGUGGGUGUAA